AUGUCUGGACUCACUUAUGUUAUCACCGGUGCCAACCGCGGUAUUGGAAAAGGUCUCCUCGAGACUCUUGUCCUCCGUCCUCAAACAACUGCCAUUGCUGCUGUCCGUGAUGUGGCUUCAUCCGAAAAGACACUAAGCUCUGUCCCUGUUGGCUCGGGUAGCAAGAUCAUCGUCGUCAAGGUCGAUUCCACCUCUGCAACAGAUGCCUCAGAAGCUGUUGAGGAGCUUAAGUCGAAGCACAGCAUCAGUAAAGUCGAUGUCCUGAUCGCCAACGCUGGGCUUUUAGACGUCGCAGAUAUCGCCCCAGCUCUUAAUGCCUCUGUUAGCUCUAUCCGCAAGCAUUUCGAAAUCAACACUCUCGGUCCCCUUGUCCUAACCCAAGCCUUCUUCCCGCUCCUCGAAGCAGCCUCGGACCCAAAAUUCCUAGUCCUCAGCUCAAGCAUCGGCUCGAUCAAGCUCCUAGAGGACUACCAAGUUCCCUUCUUCACCUACGGCAUCACCAAAUCUGCAGCAAACUACCUCGUCCGCAAGCUGCACUUUGAGAACCCUAAGCUAACCAGUAUGGCAUUCUGCCCUGGAUGGGUCCAGACUGAUAUGGGGACUGGAGCUGCUAAGGUUGUGGGCAUGGAUAAUGCGCCUGUGACUCUUGAGGACAGUGUGAAGGGUCUUAUUACCCAGUUUGAUGGAGCUUCAAGAGAGAAGUCUGGAACGUUUACUUCGCAAGAGGGGAACAAUAUUCCGUGGUAA
Molecule: messenger RNA, 747 nt
Organism: Lachnellula hyalina
Lineage: Eukaryota; Fungi; Ascomycota; Leotiomycetes; Helotiales; Lachnaceae
Product: Norsolorinic acid ketoreductase
Exons: 2
Coding region: 1-747 (248 amino acids)
Molecular function (GO): oxidoreductase activity, acting on the CH-OH group of donors, NAD or NADP as acceptor
Source: RefSeq, a predicted model, not a curated record